AUGUCAAAGGAUCUUCAGAAAGGCGCCAUGUUUAUGGCAGGUCUGACUCUGUUGCAGUCUCUCCGUGUGGCGUUAACUGGAGCAAAGUUUGCACUUGACAGAUUUAAAAUUCCUCAGCAGUAUGCCAGUUCGUUCAUUAACAUGGUCCAUAAUCCUAUGGAACUGGCAACGUUUACUGGAAUGGCUAUUGUUACUUCUAUCUCAUGGACGUCCUGGUUUAAGAGCUGUUCCGGGUAUUUUGCUACAUUUACUAAUGCUACACUAUGUCUUUCAUUCAUCCUACUUCUCUAUGCAUUUGCAUCUGGAGGUCAAAUGGGAGAUCUUACCUUCUACUACUGGACCAUCGUCUUUGGAUCGUUUAUCUAUGGACUGAAUGUGGCCACUGUAAUGACUGUGGCAAGCGCAGAUGCCGCCCUUUUCAAUGUAGGAAUCCCUCUAUCUGGAAUUCAGGUUUCUGUCUACUACUAUAUCUUUACGAAGCUUGCUAGAUGGCGUAACUGGUCAAACGUUAGUUACUGGAUCAUAUUCUGGCAACUUGUUAUAGCCAUAUUGAUAUCAUUCGCCUCCGCUGUUCUAUGGGUUAUUAUUGCUAUUCAAGGGCCUUCUGGUGGUAGUACUGGUAAAGAGGGUAAAAAUACCGGUGUUGCUUGGUCCCCAAUUCUUAUGGGUGUGGUAGGAAUGGGCGGUAUCUAUGCUUUCUAUCCUGCCAUAGCUCCUUACAAAUUGACUGAUGUUGGUACUGGUUACACUAUUGAUCUUGUUGUUCUAUUCAUGAGCGCGGUUCCUGGUAUUUUCAUUGUUAUCCUAUGCUUAUGUAAUGGAGGAAAUGGUCCUGGUCCAGACCAACCAUGGGAAAAUUUGUAUGGGUGGUGGCAUGCCGCUUGGCUAUUUGCAAUUCCACACAUCACUGCUAUGGUUUUGUGCUUUGUUACACUUCAUUAUCCAGAUAGUGGAGUAGCGAGUUCUAUAAAGAGCAGUGGUUUAAAAGUUGGAGCUAUUACUGUGACCUUAAAGUUCUGUGAAGAAGGGUUAAAGGCGGUUUCAUACGCCGGAGCCGGUAAGCAAGUAGGUAAAUACUGCAGUUGUCCAUGUAAAAGCCAGUGCACCAGAGACAGCGAUUGCAAAUGUCCAUGUAAAGAAACCAACACCAACUGCAAAACCAGCUGCAAAUGCUGUAAAACCUGCCAUGGCCGAGCUGAUUGUCGACCAAGCGAAUGUAACGAGGGCAAUCCCUGCAAAUGUAAAUGCUGUAAAGAUAAUGGUGGUGCUAUCUCCUCUGUUAAUGCCUUCUUAUCCCAAGGUUUAAUGAUCAUUUUGGCUUUUACUGGAGAUGGUUAUUUAAAGACUUAUUCCAAAUAUGAGCAUGACCGGGCUAAGUGGCCUACUAAGAAUUUUGGAACAUUUAGAUCCAUCUUAUACUGGACAGGUAGUGGAAUGUGGGUAGCAUGCAAGAGUGUUAAGUCCUCCUUUACCAAGAAUGUCAGAUGCAAGGUUUUAGGUAAAUCUGAGGCUCUACUCAUUGUAUAUGCAGAUCAGGAAUUUUAA
Molecule: messenger RNA, 1545 nt
Organism: Theileria equi strain WA
Lineage: Eukaryota; Apicomplexa; Aconoidasida; Piroplasmida; Theileriidae
Exons: 1
Coding region: 1-1545 (514 amino acids)
Source: RefSeq, a predicted model, not a curated record